AGAUAAUCCAUAUGUGUUACCCAAGCGAUUAUUGUGAACGCUAUAAAUAACCGUCCUGGAUUUUAACUGAUUAAGAUACAAAUAUAAAUAUAGCUGAAACGGUAGUAAAAUAGUUUAACAAACAGACUCUGUUAACGCGAAUAUGAUGGAAAAAAGGAUUUCGUUGAUCACGGUACUAAUGUCACUGAUACUGUGCAAGACAUUCGGGCACACUCAAGCCAGACAUAUUGUGUUUAUCGUAGCUGACGAUCUCGGAUGGAAUGACGUUGGUUUCCAUAAUCCAGAUAUGAUAACCCCAAAUAUUGACAAGCUUGCUAGACAAGGAGUAAUACUGAACAGUUCGUACGUUCAACCAGUAUGCUCUCCUUCUCGUCACUCCUGGAUGACUGGAAUUUAUCCAUUCAAAGCCGGUUUACAGCACGGGGCUAUUUUACCACAACAGGCAGUAUGCUCCCCUCUCUCUAUGCAAUUCUUUCCUGAGAGGCUACAAGAACUAGGGUACUCCACACACAUGAUUGGCAAGUGGCACCUGGGAUUUUGCAAUACGGAAUGCACGCCUACAAGACGAGGAUUUGAAUCGUAUUUAGGAUAUUACAAUGGUAUGGAGGACUUUUACAAUAAAACAAUAAUUAAUGGUGUUGAUUACAACGACGGUUUAAAGGCCAUACCGGCAGACGAUAGAUACUCAACUUACGCUUAUGCAGAUAGAGCAAAGGAGAUUAUAGAUAACCACAAUCAAACUAAACAACUGUUCCUUUACCUUCCAUUCCAGUCAGUGCAUAUACCGAUUGAAGUUCCUAAGCGAUUUGAGGAUAUGUACCAACACAUCGCCAAUGAUGACAGAAGAAAGUACUCAGGCAUGGUGUCUGCUAUGGAUGAAGCCAUUGGUAAUGUGACACAAGCUUUAACUGACAAGGGAAUGAUAGACGAUACUUUGUUUAUAUUUACGGCUGACAACGGUGGUUGGCCCGGUCACGGUGGUAACAAUUACCCUUUGAGAGGUGGUAAAAUCACAAUUUUUGAAGGGGGAACGAGGGCUGCAGCAUUUGUCUCUGGGUCUGGAAUCGAGAAGAAAGGGUCCACAUAUGAAGGACUAAUACACGCAGUUGACUGGCACCCAACCAUUCUUUCAGCCGCGGGUAGUUCUAAUGAUGAAACAAUCAACAAUAUUGAUGGUCUUGAUCAAUGGAAAGCGAUUAGCACAGGCGCUGAAUCGGCUAGGAAUGAGUUCGUUUAUAACUUGGAUGACUCAUUGGAUCCAGUAACUGGUCAUGCUGCCAUACGAGUAGGCGACUUUAAGCUGAUAUCCGGAUAUCCGGGACCCUAUCGGGACUGGUACAAACCGGAACAAGAAAUCAAAGGCAGCAUUGGCGUCUCAGCUCAACCAUAUGACUAUUCUGCGAUAGUUUAUGAAGAUCUGAGCAAAUCGAAUGGUAUAUGGUCAGGAGAUGGUUUAUAUAAUUUGAGAGAUGAUCCAACAGAGCAUAAUGACCUCUCUAAACAAUUCCCAGAUGUUGUUAAAAAACUCAGAGCUAAACUAGACGAGUACAGGAAGGCAUAUGUAAAACCAAAUUUUCCAAAAAAUGACGACAAAUCUGAUCCAAAAUAUUACGAUGGUCAUUGGGCACCCGGAUGGUGUUAAAUGUUUGCUUAUGUAUGUUUUAGAACUCUUGAAAAUCUGGCAUAAGUUAUCAGUUUACGUGUUUUAUGUAUCAUUUUGACAAAGAGCAACAUAAACUAUGACAAUUCAACUUUCAGGAAAUAUAUACAUGUAUAUUUUCAGUUGGCUGAAGCUAUUCAUAUAAUUAGAAGUAAAUUCAAAUAAUAUGCUUAUUAUCAUGGUGUAAAAUACAUUGCAUAUUCUAUUGCUCAAUAACAUUAUAUACUGUCUAAAUCGUA
Molecule: messenger RNA, 1899 nt
Organism: Ruditapes philippinarum (Manila clam)
Lineage: Eukaryota; Metazoa; Mollusca; Bivalvia; Venerida; Veneridae
Product: arylsulfatase B-like
Exons: 2
Coding region: 143-1642 (499 amino acids)
Source: RefSeq, a predicted model, not a curated record